UAUAUCGGUUAUUGUGUUUGUUCAUUUUGCCAAGUCGUGUUAUUUUAUCCAAAAAAAAAAAAUUUUUUUUUUAAAUCGAAAAUUCUCAAUUUUUCUAAAUUUUUGAGAAAAAAGAAAAAGAAGAAAAUCUCAUCUUAAACAUGUCAACUUUUAAUGUCAAAAUUAAAUGGAACAAAGAAACAUAUGAUCUGGAACUUGAUACAAAUGAAUCACCAUCAGUAUUUAAGGCACAGAUUUUUGCCUUAACCGGUGUUAGUACUGAUCGACAAAAAGUUAUGUUCAAAGGUAGUGUCAUUAAAGAAGAUGAAUGGAAUUCAACAAUGUUGAAAUCGAUUAAAAAUGGUGCAACAUUUUUAAUGAUGGGAUCUGCUGGUGAAUUACCCACUGAACCACAAGAAAAAGCUGUUUUUGUUGAAGAUAUGACUGAAAAAGAAUUAGCUGAUGCUUUUGAUCAACCAUCGGGUUUGAUAAAUUUAGGCAAUACUUGUUAUCUAAAUGCUACAAUACAAUCAUUAUCAACAGUUCCUGAAUUGAGAGAAAGUUUAAAAAAGUACAAAGGAUCAUUAACCUUGAAUGAAUCUUUUGAUGGUGCUCAUGAUAUUGUUGUAUCAUUACGUGAUGUAUACAAUAAAAUGGAUACAUCAUCAACAGUAAUGCCGGUAUUGUUACUUGAAAUGUUGCAUAUGAUGUUUCCACAAUUUUCGGAGAAAACCGAAAAUGGCCAAUUUGCUCAACAAGAUGCCAAUGAAUGUUGGAGUGAAUUGAUAAAAGUUUUGCAACAAAAACUUAAAAUUGAAACGAUUGAAGGGACAACAAAUUCGAAAAAUUUUAUUACACAAUAUUUCGGUGGAACAUUACAAUCGACAAUGAAAUGUAUUGAAGAUGAAUCGGAAGAACCGGCUAUUUCGAAUGAAAAUUUUUUACAAUUAAGUUGUUUCAUUUCACAAGAUGUUAAAUAUCUUCAAACUGGUCUACGAUUACGAUUGGAAGAAGAAAUUAAUAAAUUUUCAACCAAAUUAAAUCGUGAUGCACAUUAUAUGAAAACAAGUAAAAUUUCACGUUUACCAGCAUAUUUAUCAAUUAAUUUGAUAAGAUUUUUUUAUAAAGAAAAAAAUUCUGUUAAUGCUAAAAUUUUGAAAGAUGUUAAAUUUUCAUUAACAUUAGAUUUGUAUGAAUUAUGUACACCUGAAUUACAGAAACGAUUAGUACCAAUGCGACAAAAAUUUAAAGAUUAUGAAGAUCAACAAUUGGAAAAAAUUCAACAACAAAAAUUAACAAAAAACGAUGAUAAAUUGAAUGUUGAAAAGAAAAAAGAAUAUUAUAAUUAUUCAUUUGAAGAUGAUCCUGGUUCAAAUAAUACUGGUCUAUAUCAAUUGUAUGCUGUACUUACACAUAAAGGCCGUUCAAGUUCAAGUGGACAUUAUGUUGGUUGGAUUAAACAUAAAGAUAAAUGGUUUAAAUGUGAUGAUGAACAAGUUUAUCAGGUAACCGAAGAAGAAAUAUUAAAAUUAUCUGGUGGUGGUGAUUGGCAUUGUGCUUAUGUUUUAUUGUAUGGACCACAAUUGGUAGAAAAAUGUGAAAAUUUACCAUCGACUAUUGGCCAAUAAUCCAAAAACCAAAAACAAAACAAAUUUUUUUGUUUCCUAAAUUAUCAAUGCUAAAAGAUGAUUUUAAGAAAAUUGAAAA
Molecule: messenger RNA, 1686 nt
Organism: Dermatophagoides pteronyssinus (European house dust mite)
Lineage: Eukaryota; Metazoa; Arthropoda; Arachnida; Sarcoptiformes; Pyroglyphidae
Gene: Usp14
Product: ubiquitin specific protease 14
Biological process (GO): protein deubiquitination; proteasome-mediated ubiquitin-dependent protein catabolic process; regulation of proteasomal protein catabolic process
Molecular function (GO): cysteine-type deubiquitinase activity; proteasome binding; protein binding
Source: RefSeq, a predicted model, not a curated record